AUGCCGAUCGGUAAAAUUGAACCUUUCGAUCUAACAUCUAAACAAUGGCCGGCUUAUGUAAGACGUGUUGAUCAAUUCAUUCUGCUUAACGAAAUCAAACCGGAAUUAAAAGUGUCGAUGUUAAUAACGGUAGUAGGCGAGGCGACAUAUAGCUUAAUGUGUGAUUUGUGUGCGCCGGCCAACCCGGAAGAUAAGACCUAUACAGAACUCGUGGAGCUGGUCAAAGUUCAUCUCGAGCCGCAACGGUCAGAAAUAGCCGAAAGACAUAUUUUUCGACAGAGGAGACAGCGAGUAGGGGAAUCUCUGACCGAGUACCUUCAGGCGCUCAAACAUCUCGCCGUCACCUGUAACUUCGGCAACCGACUCGAGGAGGACCUCAGAGACCAGUUCGUGUCGGGUCUAGCGAGCGAGCUACUGAGAUCUCGGAUUUUUGCCGAGAGAACGAUAGAUUAUAAGAAAGCGGUGGAGCUAGCUCUGGCUCUGGAAGCGGCAGACCGGCACGCCGAGACGAGCGGCGUGGGCGGACAGCACGCGGCCGGGAGCACGGGCGGAGGAGCGGCCGGCGAGGGGCUGCACGCGGUGCGAGCCCGGCGCGGCGCCGGCGCGGCCGCGGCCGGGCCGGGCGCGCGGGCCGGCGGCGCCCGCUGCUGGCGGUGCGGCAAGAGUCAUUCGGCGGACAGAUGCCGCUACGCUAAUUACAAUUGUGAUAACUGCAAUAAGCGGGGCCAUUUACGUGUGAUGUGCGGUAAAGUCGGUGAUCGUGUAGCGGUUAAUAGUGAGUCGCGGCAAAAUUAUGUGCACGAGUGUUCGGAAGAGGAUGAUUUCUUCAAUUUGGUGGUAUCGUCGUAUCGAGGUAACGAUCCUUAUUUUGUUAAAAUCCGAGUGAAUUCUGAGAUUUUGCAGUUCGAAAUAGACACGGGUAGUCGUAUAUCGGCAAUAAAUAAUAGUGAUUACGAGUUAUUGUUUAGAAACAGUAAAAUGCAUUCUGAUAAUUUGAUAUUACGAAGCUAUUCUGGCUCAAAAAUUGAACCUCUCGGAUACAUCCUGGUUGACAUUAAAUUCAAAGACGUCACGGCAAACAAUGUCCGUUUGUAUGUGAUUGAAAAGGGUGGGCCGCCCCUACUCGGUCGUGAUUGGUUAAAGGCAUUAAAAAUCACACAAAUUACCGUGAAUAAAUUAAUUGAAGAGGACCAAUUAGUGAGCCAGUUAUGUAGAGAAUUUCCUGAAGUUUUUUCUGUUAAAUUAGGUACAUGUAAAAAAACAUUACGACUACAGCUCACAGACUACGCCGGUGUGUACUACCGAGCGCGGCCCGUGCCGCUAGCGCUGCGCGAGCGCAUCGAGCGCGAACUCGAACGUUUACAACGCGACGGCUCCAUAUACAGAGUGGAACACUCGGACUUCGGGACUCCUAUUGUACCCGUGGUCAAAAGUAACGGUGAAAUUAGGAUAUGCGGGGACUAUAAAAUAACGAUCAACCCCAAGCUGAAACGCGAUCAUUACCCACUCCCGCGCAUAGAGGAGUUGUUGGCCAAUUUGAGUAAUGGGGAUGAAUUUACAAAAAUUGACUUACGACAUGCGUACGAACAAGUUUUAUUAGAUCCCGCAUCACAAAAAUUUACGACGAUCACAACACACGUCGGAACGUUCGCAUACCGCAGGACACCGUAUGGCUUGUCGUGUGUACCGGAACAGUUUCAAAAACUAAUGGAGGAGACGUUACGCGGUAUUCCAGGCACGGUCGUAUUUUUGGACGACGUUUGUAUCACCGGGGUAGACAGAGCCUCACACAUGCGUAAUCUGCGAGCUGUACUCGACCGACUCCGUCAAAUGGGUCUCACUAUAAAAUUGGAGAAAUGUAGUUUUUUACAGAAAAGUGUGAAGUAUCUGGGCUUUAUUAUUGAUAAGAAUGGGCUUCGCCCCGACCCGGAGAAACUAGACGCGAUUGCUAAAAUACCUGUACCCACGGAUGUCACUCAGUUGAAAAGUUUUCUCGGGUUACUUAAUUACUACGGUAAAUUUAUACCAAACCUAAGUUCAAUACUGAACCCAUUACAUAAUCUUUUAAAAAAAGACAAUCAGUGGGAUUGGAACCCAAGUUGCGCUAUAGCUUUUGAUAAUGCAAAGAAAUCUUUGCUGAGCGACAAAGUGUUGGCCCAUUAUGAGGAGGGGCGGCCGCUCGUGUUGUCGGUGGACAGUAGCGCGUACGGCAUAGGCGCCGUCCUGGCGCACCGCUACCCGGACGGCAGCGAGCGUCCCGUCAGCUGUGCCUCGCGCACACUAAACCAAGCUGAACGCAACUACAGUCAACUUGAUAAAGAAGCGUUAGCUAUUUACUAUGGCAUUUUGAAACAUCAUCAGUUUUUAUAUGGAAGGCAUUUCACACUGCGGUCUGAUCAUAAGCCUCUCACGUACAUUUUUGGUGAAAAAAGAGGUAUCCCUCAGACCGCGGCUAGUCGACUACAGCGCUGGGCGGCGCGGCUAGCAGGUUAUGAUUUUAAAAUAGAAUUUGUUAGAUCAGCGGAUAAUGGUCCGGCUGAUACAUUAUCACGGUUGCCACUGUCACAUGAGCGAGCGUUUGUUCCUCAUAUUGAUUAUUUACAUUUUGUUGAAGAGACGUUGCCUAUUGAUUUUAUAGAUGUCGCUAAAGAGACUCAAAAAGACACUGUGCUUUGUAAAGUGUUAGGUUACUUGAUGUUUGGUUGGCCGUCAUCGCCUACUUGUGACGAAGAGAAAGUAUUCUUUGCUAGAAAGCAAGACUUGUUUGCGGACCGCGGUUGUAUUAUUUAUAAAUAUAGGGUAGUAAUUCCAUUUAAGUUACGAUCUCAAGUUUUAAAAGAAGUUCAUAGUGGUCAUCUAGGUAUGAAUAAAAUGAAGAAUAUCGCUAGGAAUUAUGUUUAUUGGCCAAACAUUGACAAAGAUAUAGAAGAAAUGUGUCGCGCUUGCGAGGCGUGCCGGUCCGUACACGACGCGCCGGCGCGAGCGCCGCUCCACCCGUGGGAGUACCCGCUGCACCCUUGGCAAAGACUACAUGUAGACUUUUUCGAUUGCGCUGGUAAAAGGUUUUUGAUUUUGGUUGACGCACAUUCAAAGUGGAUAGAGACCAUUGCUAUGGCGGGUACUUCGGCGAGUGCGACGAUAACGGUUUUAAGAUCUAUUUUCGCUAGAUUUGGCAUACCAUCACAAUUAGUAUCCGAUAACGGCCCGCCAUUUUUUUCUACCGAAUUUAAGCAAUAUUGUGAUACAAAUAAAAUAAGACAUUCUACAUCUGCACCAUACAGGCCCCAGGGUAACGGCGAGGCAGAGAAUGCUGUCAAAACGGUAAAAAAGGUUUUAAAACGUGCAUUGUUCGAAAAAGAAGACAUGUUUGCUGCCCUUUAUAAAUUUUUAUUUCAAUAUCGCAAUUGCGAACACGCGACGACCGGUGUCUCGCCCGCGGUGGCGCUGCUCGGGCGCCGGCUGCGGGGCCGGCUGGACGCGCUGCGGCCCGGCGGCGCGGCCGUGGUGCGCGACGCGCAGGACAAACAGGCGGCCGCCGCGCCCGGCCGGCGUGCACGUUUCUCGCUGGGUGAUGAUGUACUCCCACGAGACUAUUCCAAAACGGGGCAUAAAUGGACUAAAGGGCGCAUCUCUGAAGUUACCGGGCCUGUCUCUUGCAAAGUAAAAGUUGGGGAAUCCACCGAAUGGCGUAGACACCACAAUCAAAUCGUUCCGCUUACUACGAAAAAUCGAUACUCUCUCUCUCGUGCCAGUACGUCAAAGGAUGAGACCCAGGGGUCUGAUGGUAAGGAUGUGCAGCCCGAGUUUGUGUCGGGGGGGAACGGUAUGUGUGAGGGCCCGGUCGGGGUCGAACCGGAGGUUUUAAUAAAUUCCGAAAAUGAAUUCGAAGACGCGGUAGAAGCUACGGGAGUGCGAUCCGAGUCGAGGCCCUCCCUAUUGCCGGUUGUCUCAGAUCGAGCCAUGAGAGCUUACAGAAGGGCGAUGAAUAAAGAUGUUAACAACAAAUAA
This is a messenger RNA of Amyelois transitella, 4008 nucleotides long. RefSeq lists its product as uncharacterized. The coding region runs from base 1 to 4008 and encodes 1335 amino acids. The record is from RefSeq and is a predicted model, not a curated record. Lineage: Eukaryota; Metazoa; Arthropoda; Insecta; Lepidoptera; Pyralidae. Gene Ontology annotation, biological process: DNA integration. Gene Ontology annotation, molecular function: nucleic acid binding. The transcript has a single exon.